UAAAGCGCAUCACAGUAAAAGCGCGUUCGUGCCUCCUCCGCGGGGAGUAGCACCGCGGCUACAGCCACAGCCCGACGCUGAUAUUAUAAAACACGAGUGAAUCGUGUUGUCGAUGUGUAAAUGCCCAUUUGGAGAUUACAAUGAAUAAAUAUGAAUUUCAAGAGAAACUUGUCUUUUUAAUGUUGAUCCAUCAUAAUUGAUAUUUAAUUGUUGUUGAAUUUGUUUGAAGCCACAAGCCGGGUGGCAUGUACUCUGUCAAGCGUUUAGAGGACGAGUGCUGAGAGCCAUGUGAAUGAACCACGAGACGUGAGUGAGACGACAGUGACACGCGUGGUUGUCGUGGUUGUCGUCAUUAAAUAAAGAAAAAGAAAAACGUAGAAAAGGGGGAAGGGGGUGACGGUUCUUCAAGUGAGUGGAUGAACGAGGGGAAUAACAACUGGGAAGAGGGAGGAUUGAAAAACCGAGUGAAAUCCAGUGAAGUGCAUCGUCGAAAUUAUCGCCCAGUUUUUUAGUUUUUUUUCUUUCUUGUUGUUGAGGGGAGUGAAUGUCUCUCAUUCCACAUGUAUCUGACAACGUUACGCACCAUGUGCGUCGUCUGACGGAAACGUAGUGCUACGUCAACGUGGGUUUUUUCAUUCAUUUCUGAGGGGAAUCGAGGUAUCGCCAUGGAUUUUCCAAUUUUUUUCCUGGUGAUUGUCUGCGCGGGAGUAUCAUCAGUGGAGGUGCACUUCGAGAAUAAAGACGGUGGUUUCUUUUUGAAACACACGCCACGCCAGUACUAUCCAUCACGCCUAGACACGGCAAUCGGUUCAAUCCCAGCGGGAGGUAUAUCCAAUCCGCCAUCAUCAACGGAGUCAAUCCUAUCAGUAGACAAGUUCACAGUAUUUCAGACAAGCGAGCCAGCCUCAGUUCGUGCGACCUACGGUCCCUUUAGCACCAAGCAAACAGUGCCAGCGCGUUACAUAGUUCCUGAUGCCCUCGAGGCGUUGCCAGGACCCGAAGUAAAAAGAAAUGUGACCUCGUCAAACGCAGCGCUGAUGGACGCCCAGGAGCUUGGAACCCGUCACCUUGACAUGUCAGCGCACCUAGUUGGCACGAGUGUGGCGCGUGAUUCUCCAGUCCUCCGAGUGCUGUUUCACGCGGGGAGUGAGGCAGGUGGUAGACGUCAAGUUCUCCUGGCACGUCAUCAACGCAUCUGUGUGCUGUUGCACGCUAAUCUGCCUGGGAAGCCUCCGCUGUCAGCCGCAUGCAGCCCAGAUGGUGAGGAUGGUGUGUGCUUGGCGCAGAUAACGAUCCCAGCUGAUUGGUGGCCACCUCUGCCAGCACCAGAUGCCUCAGGUCGGAUGAAAAUCAUGAAAACACCACCCAGACUCCUCCAAGUGGCGUAUUCAGUCCUCGAGCCGAGGACAAUCGUCAUCGCCGACGAAGGCUCCGAUAAUUUCGGUGGCACCUCUAGGGCACAGGUCCAGAGUGACUCAUCGGCUGGGGGCUGUCGUCCCCGGGUGCAGAUUCAACCUGUCACACCUCUCGGCAAAGUGCCACUAGUCCCGAAUCGCACGGAUUACAAGGAAUUAAAGGCUGACGAGGCACUAACACUGCUUGUACCACAUGGCCCACUUUACCCCAGAUCAAGGCUUCAUGUGCCUGCUUUUCUUCAUCCCCAGAUUCCACAGGACUCGGUGACGUCUGUGGGUGAGCAGAGAGAGCUCACAGCGGGGACACCCGUCGUCGCUGUUGUUGUUAGGGCUCGUGUCAAGUCGGGCGUAAGAAUUUUAGAGGCGACAUCAAGCAACCCAAACUGGAUUCUUACAUCGGACAUUAAUGCCAAGAACACAGCUGCUACAUUCACAGUGAGAAGAAAGGAGAAUGCACCCCGGCCAUCAAAUACUACUGCAGAGGAGAUUAUGACGAUGCUCCUCGAGGCGAGUGAGGAAGCUGCUGGAAGCAGCAGUUGGGACGGUGGUAGAAUCAUGUGGAGUGUGCGAUAUACAUUGGAAGGUGAUGAGGAUGAUAUUGCAAUGCAGACUAGAACGGGACAAUCCACGGAAAAUGUGCAGUUUCAACGCCAACAGCAGCAGCAGCACCAUCAUCAUCAUCAUCAUGUUGAGAAGAGAAAGCUGCAGGCACGUUUGGAAAUACAAAAGGAUGACAUUCAGGCAGUUCUGCCCAUUUCCAAGAACUGGGAAGUUAUGAAUACUGCUGUACUUACGGGUCGACAAGUAUCUCAAGCGAUGAAAGUUUUCAUUGUCAGUCAGGCUGGCACUGUCGCCGAUGUGACAUUGCAGUCGUCCUGUCACUCCGAGGAUGAGAGUGUUCUCAAAGUCUCAUCGUCGUGCAGCAGUGUUUACGUAGAUGGAUCGGAAAUAAGAGGAUCGAGUAAUGCCUCUGUAAUUGUCAAAUACGGGACAUACACUGGUUUAGCGAGAUUUACCGUGUGGAUGCCCGAGUUUCCAUUGGAAGUCACUGUUUCUGAUUCACGAUUGAGCCAAAUCAAGGGGUGGAAAGUGCCCGAUGGCCAUCCAAUCCAGAAGAAUAAGAGGUCCCUAAACCACACAGAAUCUUCGGCCUACGAUAUAAAACGUAGAAGUGUCACGGGAAUGGACGAAGACGACGAAGAAGAUGUUGAUGAGGUCGAUGCAGAGAGAUUCCGCGUGGAGGAUCAUUGGGACUCGGUGAAUUGGAUUGAUCGUAGUUCCCUGCAGGCCACCUGUAGACUCCGCUUCCAACAGAGCCCCGUCGAGGUUCACGCGAGGUUCCUAGCAGCUGGACACGAUUCCGGCCGGGAAUCCUAUUUCGUUAAUCGUCGAACAUGGCUCAGAGUUACUGAUCUCAUUGUUGGUUUAUUGAGAGUGUCCGAUCCACGCAUCGCCACACUACUCCAGGACAGGAAUGUCCAGGGCAGGGGGGUGGGACGAACCGAGGUACAAGUGUUGUCACCGAUAACUGGAAGGGUCAUUGGAGCCAAGGAAAUUCGAGUGGGCAAUGAUCGGGUGUCUAUAUCACGUUUAUCCGUUAAAGUCGUGUCUGGAUUACAGUUGAGCAUCAGUCCAGACUCGGCUAUUGAGAAUGGCUACGUUGCGGAAACUUCUGUCACUAGGAGACUAACUGCACAGUAUCAAGAAGGACUUUUGGACAUUGACAUAGAGUUUUCCGACGGCACGAAAACACCACUCCGCGAGAUAUCAGUCUCGGAUUAUCACCUUGUUGUUGAGAGUCUCGAUCCCGAAGUUGUUGCCUUCGCCCCAAUGGUCGCGUCCCAUCAUCCCCGUGUGAUAGCAGUUGGUGAGGGACGUGGUGACUUGCUGCGUGUCAGCCUGCAAUUGUCGGAUGCCUGCAGAAUGUCACAAACAGGUAACCGAAGAUCCAAAAGCGCAUCAAGGCCAAACGGAGGCUCUCCGAACCUGGCAACUGCCACCGCAAAUGUUGAAGUGGAUUUUACCUCGAGUGACCUUCCCCAUCGACCGGAAUUCGUUCAGAACGAUGGUGGGGGCGCAGUUCAAGGCUCAUCCCAUCAUCACAGAGAGAGAAAAACGGGACGCGAGGUCGCACCAGAUUUACAUGACAUUUUGAUUGGUGGAGUGGGUGGAGUUGGAAUACAUCAUCACCCUGAAAAGCCAGUGACACCACUGGAAAUCGGGAUGUACGUACUCUUGGCGGGAUUCUGUUUCGCAAUAGUUGUAUUUGUGAUAUCCUGUGUGGUAUACGCGAAUAAAUUCAAGCCCCAGCCAUCGGAUUCACCGAUGCAGAGUCAUCCAGUAUUAGGUGCAGUGAGAGCGAGAGCAGUAGCAGCAAGCCAACAGUUAUCAUCGGGUCGUAGACCCCGUGAAUCCACCACCAAUGCACACGACUGGGUAUGGCUGGGCAGAGCUACACUGGAACGUGCUGCCUGUGCCCCUCAACAGGUACGCGUUACGAAUAAUCCACUGGCUGGUGAAAAUGAGGAUGAUACUGCUGUUGAGUUGGGCACUAGUUUUGAUAAUCCCAAUCAUAUAGAAUUGCCAACCUCUAGUCGUCCUGUUUCCUCGGUACCCAUUGAUACCACAACUUAUUGUAAACGGGAUAAACCGAGGAGUUUCUCGGGGAGUAAAGUGGGCGGCAAAAAUCAAGGGGAGAAACAACCUACUGGAGCUGUUACUGCGUCACCAAGGAAUGGAAACGAUAGUACAAAAGACACCCCUCCACCCCUUCCACCGCACGGUGCGCAAUCAUCACCCCCAGACAACGCCAACAACAACAAUAACAACGAGGAUUACAAGCCGCCAGUGCCACCACACCGAAACACUGGAGUAAAUGUACGUUUGCCAGAGACACCAAAGAAACAUGCCCACAGAGUAUCAGGCAGUCAUCACCCAGGUAAUCAUCGUCACGUGAAGCACCACCAUCACCACCAUCACCACGGCAAGAAUCACACUAAAAGUAAUAAAACCGACCAAGUACCGAGUGGAGUUGACAACAACGACGAGGAGUUGUUGGUUGAGUUGAGAAAUAAUGAGGAGAAGCCAAACAAAGAAGCCAAGUCAGCGAGAGAAAUCAAGAGAGCGACAAUAGUGGGUAAUCCAAUGUUCUCAUCAUCAAGUUCGUCAUCAUCCCAGGAGCACGAGGAGCCAGUGCCCCUUGAGGAUCUCAACUUGGGAAUGGAUUACAACCAGAUUAUGCAGUAUUUCGAUAAUCUCAAGGAAUCAAAUGCCUAGGUAUUGGCCUCUCUCUACGACUUGGUGGAUUCGGAAAGACCCAUAUGAUUACAAAUGCGUGGAGAGGGUAAUGUUCUUCCUUGAUCUUCCUUCCCAGAUAAUAAUUAAUGGUGAAUUUAAUUGGGAAUUAACAUCACGUGACUUUCUUCAUCUCUGAAGAAGGAUAUGGCAUACAUAUCCCCAAAAGUCGUCAUAUAGCAAACGUAUAUGUACGAUUAAAUAUAUUCUAGUCAGCUUCCUAGCAGCACUUAAAUUUAUGCGCAUGUUAACAACUUUAACCCUUCACUGGUACAUUAAUACCCAAGUCUCUCUGUAUUUCAUGUACAAAAAUAAAGUUGUUUCGUAAAUAUAUUAAUGAAAAGUCCUCUGCUCAAAUUUUACGUUUUUUUUUAUCUUUUGAUUUUAAUGAAAAGAAUAAAAUGGAGUGAAGAAGACUUGGGAAAUCAAUGUCGAGGAAUUCUUAUGAAAAACGUCUCAAUGGAAAACGUUAUAUAGAAAGAUGAAAUUCUACCGACAUUUUCUGCCUAUUGUCAUCCAUUGUUGUUGUUUUAUAGCUGAAAAAUUGGAGCACGAGUUUGAAUUUUCAUAGCAGUUUCACUUCUGAUUUCAAGUGACUCAAAACUUUUAACUAGAUAUUGAGAGGCUUCAAAAUCCCCGAGCAUUCGACACAAACUAUUGCGUUCACUCGUACUAUUGCAAAAUAUGGAGCACAAUUGGUAGAAUGCAUAAUAAAUCGUACAAGUUUUGAUAACAUUCAGAUGCAUAAUGGAAUAUCAAUAAUUACGACAAUAGCACGAUAAAUUACGAAGCCGUCACAAAUUGUUCAUCAGUGGAAAUAUGUAUCCAAAAGAUUUUCAGACAUGUCUAAAAAAAUGAAAACAAUAUUUACCUAAUUUUCAGGAAGAAACACAAAUCAGCGAAACGUGGCAAAAUGACAAUCAGAUAAAUGUUAUUUUCAUUUUCUUAAACAUUCCCUGAAAUCUCUUGAAUAUUUUUAUUAGCAACAAUGAAGAUGAAUUAGAACAUAAAUUGCAAAUAUAUAUUUUCUACGCUCAAAUAAUUGAAUAAUUCAUAAUUAAUAAAAAUUCAUAAGAAAAUAAAAAUGAUACCAGUUCAGGGUUAAAGAGACUCGGUGGCUUGUAAUUAGUCUGCGAUUCACAGUGCAUCUGUCGAUAGAUCUCAGAGUUCUUCCGUUAAAACUCAGCGCAUAAACACGAUUAAUUAGUCAAUGUUGAUUAGUAAAAAAACGACUGAUUAACUCUGUGUGUUCCUCGAGUCAUAUCACCUCCUGAAUUCUCUCAUAUCUAUCAUUCUUCCCCCCCCCCCUUCCCCCCCCCCC
Messenger RNA from Diachasma alloeum, 6030 nucleotides. It is a transcript of the gene dtn, whose product is annotated as transmembrane protein 132B. Lineage: Eukaryota; Metazoa; Arthropoda; Insecta; Hymenoptera; Braconidae. Bases 666 to 4691 code for a protein of 1341 amino acids. The record is from RefSeq and is a predicted model, not a curated record. The transcript has 11 exons.